GCUGAAGACUAUUGAUACACCUUUGUGAGAUCCCUAAAGUCAACAAUUGUCUUUUUACAAUGAAAACAAGUCAAGUUGACAGAGCCUGCUAUGCUUUGGAUAGCAGUUUUUAAUAAGAAUAAGAUAUCGACAUAUGUUUGCGGUGGCCUUUGAUUAUAAAUUUUAUUUUUAAAAAGAAAAUGUUGGCUCAGAGAAGAUGUAAUUUUAUUAAUAUUAUUAAGUGUUUAAUUGAGUUUUAAUAGAUAUGCAAUAUUUUAAAAAGAGAACAAUAUAGAUUUACUUGUUUUAUAUUUAUUAUGCUUAAUUUGCUUGAAUAAAAGAGAUGAUAGUUAUAAACACAUACUAUUGUCACAUGUAAUCAUUGGAUUACAAAUUUUAAAAUAAGCAAAAUAUGGUUUGAAUCAACAGAUCAUCAUGACUGUGGAUUUCGUUGAUUAUUUUUGGGGAGAAAAAAAUAAUGGAUUUGAUGUUCUGUAUCAUAAUAUGAAGCAUGGUGUUGUCGCAAGUAAGGAGUUAGCUGACUUUUUUCGGGAACGUUCGGCUAUUGAAGACAACAAUUAUAAACUUUUUAGUAAAUUAGCAAAACAAGUUAGCAGUAGCAAUUCUGUUCAAGGGACAUUUACGCCUGUAUGGGUGUCUUUAAAGGCUGUUCUUGAAAAAUUGGCAGGUUUACAUUUGCAAAUGGCACAAAAAGUCAGUGAGCUCAUUAAAGAUGUAUCUAAAUAUUCAGAUGAACUUCAUAAAAAGCAUAAAACGGUAAAAGAAGAAGAGGCAUCAACUAUUGAAAUUGUUCAGAGCAUACAGAAUGUUACUGUCACAUUACAAAAAGCUAGAGACAUUUGUUUUCAACGUGGCUUUGAGUUAGAAAAGUUAAGAAAAGAUAAUGCAAGUCAACGUGAGCUUGAGAAAGCUGAAGUAAAAUUUAAGAAAGCGCAAGAUGAUUAUAAAACUUUUGUUGAAAAAUAUAGCAUUAUUCGAAACGACUUUGAAAGCAAAAUAAGUCAAGCUUGUAGGCGAUUUCAAGUAAUAGAAGAAAUGCAUUUAAAGCAAAUGAAGGAAUUUUUAGCAAUAUAUAUGGACGUUCUUCAAACAAACCACGAAGAAGUAGGUCAAGUACACGCAGAUUUUAAAAAUCACUGCCUCGAUUUAACAGUCGAAGAAUUAUUGCAGCAGUUUGUUCAAAGUAAAUGUACCGGUUUUGAAAAACCAGGAUUAAUAGAAUAUGAAGAAGUAAUGACAAGUUUAGCAGAGAUUAUGAGUCAAUCUUCCGAAGAUGUAAAAAAUUCGGAGCCACUGAAAGAAGUAUCUAAAGGCACUAAUGCUGAAACUGGAGUUGCUGGUUUUCUUCGAAGUCGACGUGAAAAACGGAAGGAAAAGAAAGCGAAAAAGAAAAAAGAAUCUAUUGAUGUAACUAGUAACAAGGAUGAGAAAUCUGAUCUAGACGAUAAAGAGGAAGGAAGAAAAUCUGAAACACCUACACCUGAAGUAGAUGAGGAUGGAUUUUGUAUCAAACCUAAAGCUGAUUCAUGGGACAGUGAAAGAUGCUUUUAUUCAAGUUCUGAUUCAGACUCAGAUGAUGAGAGAGAUAAGAAAAUUCAUGUGGAAAUAAAACCUUUAAGUAAUGGAAACACUCCUAUUAGCGCUAGUGUUGAUGAACUUAGAGCAACAGUUGAAAGUCUCUCAUUAAUGUCAACUAACACAGUUCGCAGAGAUUUGCAUUCUGAUUCAGAUUAUCAUAUGAAAAGGUCACAAUCCGUCUUACAACAGUUAUCAGGAACUCCGAGUUCAGACCUGCUUGGUUUAAAUUUAUCCAAUUUAUCUGGCAUACCAUCUAGUGCUUCAACUCCAAUUGCCAGUCACCCUUAUGCACCUCUUCAAAGUCCUCCACUUCUAACGUCACCGUUAGUACCACAACUUGAUUCCCAAGCAAUUACAUCAAAAUUUCAAGAUGGUGACUUAUUUUCGGAAGUUGGUAAUAUAGCUGUUGAUUUACCUCAAAAACAAUCUUCUUCUUCUUCCUCUUCUACACCAACUGGAACUAUUAAUAUUCCUAGACCCCCUUCGCGUAGAGGUGAAUGUCAGUCUAAUAGAGGAAGAAUAUCCCCAGCAACGAUUUCAAGAGCAGAUAGUAUAGCAAGUUUAGAAUUUCGAGCAUCAGGAGUUGGAAUGGGCACAUCAAGAGGUCCAUCUCCACUAACAAUUGGCCUUGCUGACACAAUUCCAUUGGCAGUAGCGUUUCAUGAAAUAGUACACUCUUAUUUUAAAGGUCCAAAUGAAACUCUUUGCCAAGUACGAUUAAGUGGAGACAUGAUGUUAUCGUUUCCUGCUGGAAUUUUAACUGUACUAACCAAUAAUCCAAGUCCUGCAAAGCUGAUAUUUCGUAUAAAAAACAGUGACAGAUUGGAAAAAGUUUUACCUAAUUCUCAACUUAUCAAUAAGGAUGUUACACAAGCAAGUGUUGAAAGUAUGUUAUUUGAAUUCAACAUGAGUGCCUUAACUACGUUAUUAAGAAAGCAAGCAGAACAAAAUCCAACAGCAUCAUAUUUUAAUGUGGACAUUUUAAAAUAUCAAGUGAAAGCUAGAGAAGGAGCUACAUCCUGCCCAUUUCAUGUAGUUUCUUAUUGGAAAUGUGAACCUAAUCAUACAGAUCUUAAGAUUGACUACAAAUAUAACAGUCGAGCGAUGGCAUCACCUAGCCCUUUACUAAAUCUGCAAGUCGCAAUUCCAAUUGAAGGGGGUUUUAAAAGUUACCAAAGUAAGCCUAACGCUCAAUGGGUGUCAGGAACAAAUCGUCUACUAUGGAAGUUUACAGAAUUAUCUCAAUACAGUGAAGGAAAUGGUGUUGGAUCAUUGAAGGCGCGAGUGGAUUUGGAAAAUGGGCCGGGAUCUCAAGGGACAAUACAUAUACAAUUUAAUUGCGAGGGCACUACCUUAUCAGGUGUAGAUUUCGAACUUGUGGGGCCUGGGUAUAGACUCAGUUUGGUAAAACGCAGAUUUGUUUCAGGCAAAUAUAUAUGUGAUGGAGAUAUUGAUCCACGUGCACGCAUUUCAGAAGCAUCUCUUCGUCAUGACUAAAUACUCAAUUGGAGUUCUAUUAAACAAAUACUUCGUCAAUGAUGCAGAAAAAAAAUUGUGACGCCAGGAAGUUUAAAAAACCAAAGAGACUUAUUUAAUACAAAUUAGAAUCGUUUAAAACAUUAUGUCUAAUGACAUAAAAUAAUUAAAGAUUCACAUCCAGAAGCCUUAAGUCAAUACAAUUUGAAAUUCAAAUAUAUAAUAUAUAGUUGUCUGAUGAAAAUAACAAUGUGACAAUGUGUUUGUAGUUUCAAGGAAAAUAUAAGAGAAUACGAAAAUUGUUAUUAAGUGCCUGUAAUUUUAUUGAAAGAAAAUACAAAUUUUCAUUUAAUUA
This is a messenger RNA of Leptopilina boulardi, 3409 nucleotides long. RefSeq names its product F-BAR domain only protein 2. The transcript has 12 exons. Bases 415 to 3075 code for a protein of 886 amino acids. Lineage: Eukaryota; Metazoa; Arthropoda; Insecta; Hymenoptera; Figitidae. Gene Ontology annotation, cellular component: plasma membrane; clathrin-coated pit; clathrin-coated vesicle. The record is from RefSeq and is a predicted model, not a curated record. Gene Ontology annotation, biological process: clathrin-dependent endocytosis; clathrin coat assembly.